AUGAAAGCAUAUGAAUUUGAGGUUGAUAAUAAAAGAAAUAUUCAAAGGGAAGAGCUAUUUAUUUUGACAAUUGUUGAAAGAGUAUUAGCAGGACACUUGCAAUCGAUAUCCUUUGUAGAUUAAGCUUAAUUUUGUGAACUAUUAACAAAAAGACAAAAGGAAAAAAAAGCUAUUCAACCACUGCAUAUCUAGAUUUUAGGAACAGUGAAACGAAAUCUGAUUAAAAAUCAAACACCUCUACUUGAAAAAAAAGUACCUUAUGAAAUACGGACGGUUACUUCAUCAUAAAUAGAAAUGAGGAAGAAUCAUAUUCAUACAUUUAGCAAUAGAAACCUCAAUAACAAAGAAUAACAGACUACAGACUAAGAUGCUUAAAUGCCUGGACAACUAUAACCUUAAUCAAACAGAAAUAGUAACUUGAAAAUUGAUAAAAAAUUCAAUAGUGCUAAGUAUCAUACCAAUAGGAAUAAAAAUCAGGGUGAUUCAUCUGCUCGUUGCAUAAAUCCCUUCUAAUUGAAUAGUCCCAAUAGUACACAAGCAGAAAAUAUUCUGAAAGAAUUUCCAUCCCUAAAAUAGUCUACAAUUAAUGAGAUCGGACCUAUUCCAAAGAAUGAGAAGGCGAUAAUCAAUAUUGUAAGUUAGGAUGGAGAAAUAGAAUAACAAGAAGACUUUAUUAUAAAAAAUAAUAAAAAUAGUAUAGAAGAACUGAGGAGAGUUGAUAAUAAAGAAGAUCUGGAUGUUUAGUAAUUAGAAUCAUAAGCAAACCAAAACCACUAGCAACUAUUAAGAGUUGAUAAGUAGGAUUCCAAUGCGCAAUAAUCAAAAUAAUAGUAGAAUCACUCCAGGAAAUAAUCAUAAAACUUACCCAUGGGCAGUGAUUCUAGCAAAAUGGAUCUGAAAGAGAAGCUAUAAAAAUACUAUAGCAAUGAAGAAGAGUUCAGUUCUCAAAGAAAACCAAUGACUUAAAGUGAUAGAUUAAAAAAUGCCAGUUAUGGUACUGAUCCAAAUACGAAAGAUAUCAGAGUAGAUAACAAGUCCUAAAUAAUUUAAAGUGCCAAGUACUUAGAAAAUGAUAAGAAAUCAGAUAAGGCCUAAUCAAAAUAAUAACUAGUCAAAUUUUCAUUCAUUCCUGGAGGAACCUAAGAAAUUGCAUAGUAUACAGAAAACUCUUCUAAAGAACAAUAUAUUAGUCCUAAGAAAAGCUUUGAAGAAGCGCAUCAAACUGGAAAUUUCCUUUCUCCUCCAUAGUCUGUCAGAUCACUCAUUUCUGCUAAGUCUACAAAAACAAAACUUAAAACUCUGUAAUCAAAUGAUUUAAAAAUAUAUGAUCAUUAAAACUAAUAACAAUUUGAGAAUUCACUCUCAAAAGAAGAGUCCCAAAUCUCAUUGUUAGAAUAAUCAUUGCAUGCUCAUCAUGAGUAAAACCACCUUUUACAUUCAAGUACAUUACGACCAGCAACUACCCAUAUUGAAAGCAAUAAACAACAAGAUUACCCAAUGUUUUAAACUCACGACAACUUGGACUUAAUGAAAAAAUCUGCUUAGAAACUAUUGUAAUAGUAAAGCAGUAUCACAUCCAUCAUGCAUGAUGAAGAGAACUUUUAAAGUAAUUAAACAUUAACGUAGUAAAUUAAUAUUUAAGUAAAUCAAUGCGAACCAACUCAACCUACAAAUAAUAUCAUCAUUGAAGAAUCCAUUGAAGGUUCUCCCAACUGCAAGAUUAAAAAUUAUCAACAUUCUGCUGCAUCUUUCUCUCUUCUAAAAUUGGAGGAUCAGCAUUAAUUGCCAACUUAAACUAUUAUUCAAUAAAAGUAACCAUUAUCUCCAAGGAAUGGAUAAGUACCUUCCAACACAUAUAUUCCCACAUCCAACAUGAUCCCAGGGACUUAAUCAUAAUCUAAGAUGCUCAUUCCAAUAAAUAAUACGUAGAGCAGUAUUAAAAAUAAUAGAGCAACCAACAAAUCUAGAUCCUAAAUCAAAGAUUAAAUAUAACAAUAAUAAUAACAAUAAAGAUCUGAAGAUAGUUAGCCCGAAAGUAAAUUGACCAUUGAGUCUUCCCAAGGAGAUAAAUCAAAUAGAUCUAGAAUCGUGAAAAAUACAAAGUAAUUAAAAUUGCCAGCUGCUGCAGUUGCCUUAAAUUUCGCGAGGAGAAAAUCAUCUAACUAGAUAUCGCCUAUGGAUCCCAAGAAGCUGGAACAAUAAGAAAAAGAGAAAUAAAGAUAGAUUGAAUACUAAAAGCAAAUUGAAAAAAUGAAAUAUGAAAGGGAGUUGAUGGAAUAAUUCAAAAUUCCAGAUGAAAUGCCCUUAUUAUAAAAAAGAGCAAUCAUAGAAUCAUUAAUGAAGGAGUUAGAGACCAAUCCUGAUUAAGAUGCUAAAUAUUAAAUUAUGUUAUAUAAGUAAAGAUAAGAGCAAAUUUAAAAUGCCUCUAAAAUUGAGUUAGUUUUUAAUAACAAUCUUACAAAUUGUUAUGAGGAAUUAUCGCAUAUUUCUGAAUUGAAAUUAAAAUUAUUGGGAAAAGAUUCAGAUCCAUAAAAAAUCUAAUUUUUUAAAUUUGAAGACCAAGUUUAAACUAAUUUUCAUGGAUAAUCGAAAUCUUUUACCUAGGAGCUUGGAUCACCAAUCAAAAAGAACCUUAAGUUUUUUAGUAAAUUGGAUCCUGUUGAAAUUGAGAAUUAAAUGAAUAGAAUCAAAGAUUUUAGAUAAGAAACUGAAAUUUUAAAAUUAUUUUCUUCUUUCAAUAAUCAAUAUGAAAAAGAAGUGAAUUAAUGUGAUUUAGAUUAUCCUACUGAAAAAGAUAGAUACGGUUCAAUGGAUUUUCAAAGAGGAUUCUUGCCAAAGGCAAUUCACAGACGCAAAAAGGCUAAACAUAAAAGCACGAAAAUAGUUAUUAAUACUUAUAGAAUGGACCCAAAAAAAAUAGACUAAGUUUUAGCCUAAACUGAAAGAAUAAAGCAAGUUGGAUAAUUUUUAUUUUGA
Paramecium tetraurelia is the source of this 2976-nucleotide messenger RNA. RefSeq lists its product as uncharacterized. NCBI's taxonomy places the organism in Eukaryota, Ciliophora, Oligohymenophorea, Peniculida, Parameciidae. The transcript is spliced from 4 exons. The record is from RefSeq and is a predicted model, not a curated record.